Messenger RNA from Rubroshorea leprosula, 1645 nucleotides. The record is from the annotation of a GenBank genome assembly. NCBI's taxonomy places the organism in Eukaryota, Viridiplantae, Streptophyta, Magnoliopsida, Malvales, Dipterocarpaceae.
GCACCAUUUAUUCGGCGGAACACGUGUUCUCUCGUAGGUUGUCUGUGGUUGUAAGAUCAAACUCGUCACGUUAUUCUUCACCGUCCAUCCAAGCAAAAGCCUUUGAUUCUCUCUCUCUCUCUCUCCCACACUCACCCCCACUCACCGAGUUUCGUCGUCAGCUCAACCCGGUGUUUCAAAAUCCUAAACUCUUCCGCCCUGAUUCCGUUGAUUCUGUAGAAAUCUCGAAGCCAAAUUCUCUGUUUCACCUUUGAUUUUCAACGAAAUCGAAUGCAUCGGUGCGGGUGGAUUCUGCUUUUUGUCGCGCUUUCUUGUCUCGGAUGUCCACUCCGCGCCAGUGACGGUGACGGUGACGGUGACGGUGACGGUGACGCCGAUCCGGUUUAUCAGUCCUGCGUGGAGCAAUGUGAGAAAACUGGAUGCGUGGGGGAAAGAUGUUUCCAGCACUGUAAAUUUUCUUGCGAUGGGAAACCAAUUGAUGGGCCAUGGUAUCUACAAGAGCCCCUCUAUCAGAAAUGGAAGCAAUGGGAUUGCCGUAGUGACUGUCGGUACUAUUGUAUGCUUUCUAGGGAGGAAGAAAGGGAGAAACUUGGUCACAGACCUGUCAAAUAUCAUGGAAAGUGGCCACUGCAACGUGUUUACGGAUUCCAGGAACCUGUUUCUGUUGCUUUCUCUACUUUAAAUCUUGCCAUGCAAUUUCAUGGUUGGCUGUCCUUUUUCAUCCUGGUAUACUAUAAGUUGCCUUUGAGGCCAAAUAAGAGGACUUAUUAUGAGUACACUGGCUUGUGGCACUUUUAUGGCAUCCUUGCAAUGAACUACUGGUUCUGGAGUGUCGUAUUCCAUAGUCGGGAUGUAGAGUUGAUAGAGAAGCUAGACUAUUCGUCUGCUGUGGCAUUGGUUGGAUUUGGUCUUAUUCUAUCAAUCAUACGAGCUUUCAAUGUGAGAAAUGAAGCUGCAAGGGUCAUGGUUUCUGCUCCGCUCAUCGCAUUUGUCACAACACAUAUUUUGUAUCUGAACUUCUACAAACUUGAUUAUGGUCUAAACAUGAAAGUUUGUAUGGGCAUGGGUUUAGCUCAACUUCUCAUCUGGGCGAUUUGGGCAGGUGUCUCUAGCCAUCCAUCGCGCCGGAAACUUUGGGUAUUUGUUGUUGGAAGGAGUCUCGCAAUGGUCUUAACAAUAUAUGACUUCCCACCGCAUUGGAGAUUUGUGGAUGCACACGUUCUUUGGAAUGUUGCUAACAUCCCUCUUACUUACCUCUGCUGGAGCCUUGUUAGGGAUGAUGCCGAGUUUAGGACAACAACUGUCCUCAAGAAAAUGAAGUGACUGCAGAUCUUGUCAUGUAAGCAACAAACUGACAUGUGUAAUGACAGCCACCGCACUGUCAAGUCUUAUGCAAUUUUCAAGAAUGCUUAUCACCGUAGAGGUACCUUUGACGUUUCAUUUAAUGGUCAUUAUUUCUGCAUAAUCGCAAGCUAGGAUUUCUGCUGCAUUGGAAAUGAAAUUCAUCAGGCUCAUGUCUUCUUUGGUGAUGGUAGGUCUGUUCAGAAAAUCAAAUUUUAUUGUAAAUUUUGUAUAAUCUUCGAAGUGGCAUGGUAAGUAGCAUUUCUAAUCUAUUUUUCUCCAGUGAUAAAGGCAUGUGCGGCUG